AUGUUAGUUGUGGUGUUCUCUCUGGAUAAAUUUAUGCAGUAUCUGCUUGGCUCAAAGGUUAUCAUUUACACAGAUCACGCUGCUUUAACGUACCUUUUUGCCAAGCAAGAAGCAAAGCCUAGGUUGAUUCGGUGGGUGUUGCUCAUGCAAGAGUUUGACUUGGAGAUCAGAGAUAAGAAAAGGACAGAGAAUGUGGUAGCAGACCACUUGUCUCGUUUAGAGGUUCCUGAGCCAGUGAUAGAAGGCGAGGUCAUCAAUGAAAGGUUUCCUGAUGAGGCACUUAUGCUCAUUAAGAACACGAUGAAUCCAUGGUAUGCUGACUUCGCUAACUAUCUUUCAGCUGAUAUUAUGCCUCCGGACAUGCGCAGUCACCAGCGCAAGAAGUUUCUCUCUGAUGUCAAACGCUAUCUAUGGGAUGAGUCAUAUCUAUUCAGAGUGUGUGCAGAUGAGAUGAUUCGUAGAUGUGUUGCUGAGGAAGAGAUGUUAGCUAUUAUGACUCAGUGCCAUUCUUCGGAUUAUGGGGGUCAUUAUGCGUCAGGCAGGACGGCAGCACGGGUACUAGAGAGUGGUUUCUACUGGCCUACUUUGUACAUGGAUGUGAGAGACUUUGUGCAGCACUGUGAUAGAUAUCAGCGGACAGGCAAUAUUUCGAGGCGCGAUGAGAUGCCUCUCUCUUCCAUUCAGGAAGUAGAGAUUUUUGACGUCUGGGGCAUCGACUUCAUGGGACCAUUCCCUAUGUCAUGUGCGGCUCUACCUACUAAUGAUGGAAAGGUGGUCAUAGCAUUCUUGAAGAAGUUGAUAAAUCGGUUUGGGGUACCAUGGGCAAUCAUCAGUGAUGGGGGUUCACAUUUCUGCAAUCGACAGUUUGCCGUACUGAUGAAGAAAUACAACGUCUACCAUAGAGUGGUAACCCCAUAUCACCCCCAGACGAGUGGACAAGUUGAGGUGUCCAAUAGAGAAUUGAAGCGCAUCCUUGAAAAGAUAGUGAAUAGCUCUCCAAAAGACUGGUCUCAGAAAUUGGGUGACGCACUAUGGGCAUAUCGAACGGCAUUCAAAACGCCAACCGGUAUGUCCCCUUACAGACUGGUCUACGGAAAGGCAUGUCACUUGCCUCUAGAGCUUGAGCAUCGCGCAUACUGGGCUAUUAAAGAGCUUAAUUUUGACUCAAGGCUCUCGAAGCAGAAGCGUCUCCUGCAACUCAACGAACUUGAUGAGUUUCGCUUGUCCGCGUAUGAGAAUGCAAAACUAUACAAGGAAAAGACCAAAAAAUGGCAUGAUGCUCAUAUUGUGCAUAAGACGUUUACAGAAGGCAGUCAUGUGCUACUGUAUAACUCUCGUUUGCUUCUAUUCCCUGGCAAGCUAAUGUCGAGAUGGAGCGGGCCCUUCAAGGUGCGACAUGCAGCUGAACAUGGCGCAAUUGAGCUUGAAAACGCAAAUGGCGAGACUUUUAAAGUCAAUGGCCAGCGGUGCAAGCCGUACUUAGGUCCAUUGACGGACCAAGGAAGAGAGUGCUACACUCUCGAUGCUCCGAACUAA
This is a messenger RNA of Mercurialis annua (annual mercury), 1536 nucleotides long. RefSeq lists its product as uncharacterized. NCBI's taxonomy places the organism in Eukaryota, Viridiplantae, Streptophyta, Magnoliopsida, Malpighiales, Euphorbiaceae. Gene Ontology annotation, biological process: DNA integration. Gene Ontology annotation, molecular function: nucleic acid binding. The record is from RefSeq and is a predicted model, not a curated record. Bases 1 to 1536 code for a protein of 511 amino acids. The transcript has 2 exons.